CGCGUUUCCGGCGGUGGCACCGAGCUCCCCUGAACGGAACUCACGCGUGGGGAAGCCCUGUGACGUCACAUGGGGGGCAGUCCCGCGCUGUGAGCCUCACGGCGUGGGCACGCUCGGGCAGCUGCUCGGCGUCCGGUGAAAUCUCCCGGGAAGAAGAGGCAGUCGCAGCCCGGUCCUGGAGGCCCAAUCCAGCGGUUGCCUCCGCGGUGGCCCACAAUUGAUCGAAAUCUUCAGAAAAUUGAAGGCCCUUGCAUUUUUCAAAGUCUUGAAGCCUCCCUGGCCAACAAAGAACAUUAAACUUGGCUGUGGAGGCAGUUGCUUCUAUGCCAGGAACGGAACAUGCCGAGGAUUGCAUACCAGAGAUAUCAUUGACUGAAGGUCUGGAACUCAACACCCACUUGUUUUUAGAAAUGCAGAUUAAGAAAAUGAAGGAAAUAAUACCACAGUUGUAUACAAAUCAGGUGAAUGACAGAAAUAACUCUUUGACUACAUCCCCCAAACAACUUGACAGUGAACAUGUGAAUCAGCCCAAUGGGCAUGAAACUCAGCCCAAUGGGCAUGAAGCUCACCUCCAUGGUUAUCAAGAGAGAAGGGCAGAGGAUGAUGACAGGAUGUCUAUUGUGACUUGUAUGAGGUGUAGAAGUGUUCAAAAAAUCCCACUCGAGGAGCUGAAAAAGGACCAGAUGUUCUUUGCGUGUGUCAAGUGCAACUUAGGUAUAUCUCCUCCUUUCCCUUCCUUGAAUGAUAUACCAAAUGCCAUUGAUUUAGGAAAUAAAGAUAAUGCUACUUCAAGGACUAAUGCUAACCAAUUUAAAGUAAAAAACUUUCAGCCAGGCAAAUAUUACUGUGAUAAGUGCCGGUUUUCUACCAAGGACGCUCUGCAAUAUAAAAAGCACACACUCCAGCAUGAAGAUGUAAGAUUCUUUUGUUCACACUGCAGCUAUGUCUCCUACACAAAAGGAGAAUUCCAGAGGCAUUUGGUGAAACACACAGGGACAUUUCCGUAUCAGUGUGAGUAUUGUGAUUAUGGUGCUGUCAGAAAUGAUUACAUAGUUAAACACACACGACGAGUUCAUGAGCCCAGUGGAGAGAAGCGACCUUUUAAACAGACUCUGGAAUACCAGUCAAAGAGAAUCUGUUUUUCCAAACAGAACUCUGAGAUUUUCAGUGAAGUUCCUAAGUCAAGUUCUUUUCUGAAUGAGCCAUCAGAUUUGUCUUUAUGUUUCCCUGGCCAUGGAGAUCAGGACAGAGCAGACUGUGAUGAUGCUAUUCCCUUUAAAAAGUCCAAGGAGUGCAGCAAGGAGGAAGCAGCUUCAGCUCCUGACCAAGCCUGCCUUCCAGAACCAAGCAAAGUUAACUUUUUUGAGAAUGAAAACAUAGAAGUCGAGUUAUUGUCACCAGCCAAAGAAGCCGUGAAGCCAGGCGUGCCGCUGACUGUGGUGGCCCCAGCCGAACUGAAAGUCCCCGAAAACUGUUUAGCCCAGUUGAUAGAUGUGAAGGUAGUCAAUGGAACCCAGCAACUUGUUCUAAAGUUAAUUCCUCUGAGAGAAAAAAGUAGCUUUGCACCUGGCUUUAAUGAAGGUAAGUAUGAGCUUGUGAGCAGAUCCACAGUGCCAAAUGAGCGAGAAAAACUAGUGCCUACUGAACAAGCUCUACCAGCAGUGGACAGGAGUCCUGAAAAGCCAUUGGCCUUUAAUCAUCUGCACUCCACAGAUUACACCCAAGUGAAGGAUCUAAGUCGCAGAAAAACUUGUGUUUCUCAAGUGUUAAAGAAUAAAGUGGAGACUUAUCAAAGCCCAUGUAAGUCCUGUCCACAUCGUGACAGAAUUGGGGAGUGGAGGCAAGAAAUGCCUUCAGUUGCGUAUCGAGCAGCUCUUUCUCCUGUUUCCUCAAGAGAUGGUGAUAUGAAACAAAAUAAGUGUUGUUCGUCGUUGUCUGUGAUGAACAGUGGCACUUUAUGCAGUCCUUUGAAAAGGUCGGGUGUUUUGCCACAUUUGUCUGCCCUCUCCCCCCAUCAGAACCGAUCUCUGAAUCAUUUAGAGAAAUCACCUUCAACUUGCAAACCUGCUGAAGCUAUUGGGACUUUUGCAGAAAGAGGCAUUUUGCCAGUAAGUUCAAGGGCCUCUCUGCAUAGGAAUGAAGUUGGUAGUUUUAAAAUGGUAGCUUGCAGCAAACCACUAAAACAAGCACAAGCGAAAGAACCUUCAGGUAGUCCAAAUCAGGUGCCAGAUUCCUCUUCACAUGGUGAACAAUCACACAUCACCUUAAUUGGAGAAAAUGAUAAUAAGACCCAAGACCCUGAGGAGAUUAUUUUGGAAGAUCUGAUGGGAAUUACUAUUCAGAAUUCAGAAUGCACUUCAUCAGAUGGUCCUAUCAUUUCAUCAGUAUUUUCUCUCAGUUCUGGGAUUGAAAAUAUCCCCGAAGGAAUUAAAUGGGACGAUGCAAGUUGUAGUAGGACACCAUCAGUCAGUUCAUUGCAUAGAAAAUUUGCCCAGUUGGUUGCUGCUACUGAUUCUUCAGCACCUUCAUCAAGCACUGUGGACCACCUCUCCCUACCUUUGGGAACUCCUAUAGACUAUGUUCUGGGACAUACCGCACUCAACCUGGAUCCUCGCCCACGUCGGGAACUCCAGAACAAUGUUGCUGGUAUUGAACAAUUUCCUCGUCAGCAGAUGCAAGGUCAGGAAAGCAAGGAGAAGCACCCGGAGGCUGGAGAAAGGAGGAAGGGUCCUGAUGCCAGACCUGGCUUGGGAAAACUCAGUUCCACUGAGAAGGAACGUUUGGUAGAGAAUAAGCGGCCUUGUGAUGCGUUUGGCAACAAAAGGCCGUCACCAACAUCUGUUUCCUUCAAUUUUCUUGAACAAGUAGGCGAAGACUUAUCUUUGACAAAUAAAAGUCAGUCAACAGAGAGUUCCAGGAAUCUUGGUACAUCAUUGGCGAAUAAACCAAAUCAAGAACUGACUACUAGUACUGUCUUUAACCAAGCAAAUUCUGCAUGUUCACAACCAAAAGAAGCCACUGACAAGGAUCAACAGGAAAAAAUGAGUUUCAAAGAUCCCACGGGGUCCAAAAUUAAUACAAAGCAGGCAGUUAUCGCCAAGAAAAAAACAAAACUCCAGUCCGACAACAGCAACUUGCUUCCGGAUGUUUGUAUUUUUAUGACAUCAAGACAUCUCAGACUUAUGCCUGUCAAAACAGAACAAUUGAUUAAAUGCCCCCGCCGGAACCAGCCAGUUGUUGUGUUAAACCAUCCAGAUGUUGACUCAGUGGAAGUAAUUAACGUGAUGAAGGUUGUCAACAAGUACAAAGGCAAUGUCCUUAAAGUGGUUUUAUCUGAGCGAACAUGUGACCAGCUAGGUGUAAAACGGCAUCACAGUCGACUUAUCUAUCAGAACACGGAGGCAGUGUUCCCAGUGAAAAAGCAGACUAUGCUGAAAAUGAAACUUAAAAAGAUCCACAAGAACAGCUACCAGGUAGUGGAUUCCUUACCAGGUGAAUCAGUACAGGGUAUGUUUAAAUGUUGGUUUUGUGGAAGGAUAUAUGAAGACCAGGAAGAGUGGAUGAGUCAUGGGCAGCGACACUUGAUAGAAGCAACCAGAGAUUGGGAGCAGCUUUCUCCUCCUUUGGGGAUCCCCAAAUGAAUAGAUGGGAUUUUUAAAAAUUGGCUUUUCUUAUAUUAGGUAGUUUUUUUUGUUUUUGUUUUUGUUUUUGAGGCAGGGGCAUGGGAAAGGAAAGGAGUCAGAAUGAGAGGGAGAAAAAUUUAGAUUAUAUAUAAGGGUAAAAAGUAGCACUUCAGGAUGUCUGAAAUUUCCAAAAUAUUCUAUACAAAUCAAGUCUUUCUGCACCAUUUUAUGGAGACAUAUUAAUAGGGUUCUCUGUUAGCUCAACAGAAAUAAUAGACCGAGUUGUCCUUAACACUUAAUCUUGCUUUUAGUUCUUUGGUUUUUGCCAAAGAACAACUGAUAAGCAGCAAGAACGUGCCUAAUAGUGAACCAUGAGCCACAACUACUUCGCCUUUUUCCCCUUCCCCAACAAAACAUUGUUCUUAACCUGUUUGAGUAUAAAGAGACAAUAUUAAACAUACACACAACCCCCUUAUGAAUAUAGGGUGGUAAUUUUACAGUUGUAUUCGCCGAGAGAAAAUAAUUCUCAUUUACAUUCAUAGAACCUUAAAGUAACUUCAUCUGCUACUUUCCCUCCCGCCCCCUUCCCCUGCCUCAACCAGAGCCUCUGACAUUUUCAGCCUUUGUGAUGGAAACCAUUGCCCUGAAUGUGAGGAAGUGCUAGAAGUUUUACACAUUUUUUCAGUCUUAUUUAUUAAGAAAACUAAAGUCAAUGGUCCUGAUAUGACACUGUAAACUGAGAAGGAUGGUCUAGAUGCCUGGUGGUGUGAUGGAAAAGAUACACUAGAUGUGGAGUCAGAAGACCUGGUUUCAAAUAUUGUUGCUUGUGUGACUUGGAUCAAGUCACUUCUUUCUGGGUCCAAGUUUUAUCAGAAAUAAAAUGAGGUUGAUUGGACUAGAUAUAUGUGGACUCUUCCAUUCUAAGUCCUAUCUUUGGAUGCUAGAUUAUUGCCUAGGUCAUGCAAGUGGAAUGGAUUUUAGACAACGUUUGAAUUCACUAUUAUUUAACUGGACGGGACUAAAGGGAAGAGAGUUUUUGUUUUCUAAGUGCCUAAAUUUUCCUCUUUUUUUAGUGCCUGUUGCCUCUUAUUGUGCCCCUUAUUAUAUAGUAAGCGGCAAAUUAUCCCAAGGUGUAAGAUGCCCCUUGUCAAAAAAAGGCUGCUGGAAGUGGGAGUGGAGGGAUAGAUAGAUGAAGAGAAAGGGCAGGACAGGAAGGAGCAACCUUUUCCAGUUAAUUUUAACAUGUCUUCCUGGGCUUUACAUAGGCAAGACAAACCUGUUCUUAACAUCCAAUUUCAAAUAAAGUCAUGGAUCAUAUUUUUUAUUUCAGACCUUGAUGGCCAGGAGAUGUUAUGCAUUUAGAAUUGUCUGCUGUUAAAAAUAUCAUUUCUUAGAGAAUCAUAGACAGCAAUUUCAGUUAAUUGAGUUUUGCUGGCAGAAAUACAGUUUUUUAUCCUCUGUGUGUAUAUAUACAUAUGUGUGUGCAUAUCUGCAGCUAAACACAUAUAAAUGUUUUUAGAGUACUGUUUGAAAAUUCAGCGGUACCUAUUUUCACUGACCCCUUUUAUAAUGAAAUAACUAUAGUCUGGAAAAAUUUUAAGUACUUUUUUAUAUUCAAGAAAUGACACCUUUAUUUUGGGAGUACGUUUUUUAAUAAGUAUCAAUCUCAACUUGUAGAAAAUCUAAGCACAAUAUGUGGUGAUUUAAUCUGAUAAGAGCAAAUGCAGAAAUCUAUAUCAACAUAUCAUUACAUUUCAUCAAUACAGUAUUAAAAACAUGAAUAUUUCAGAUGGUGCUUUUAGGAACUGGGUCUUUAUUUAUAAUACUUAACUGAGUUAAAAAACAAGAUGAUACAUGUAUCAUGUGAAUUUGCAUCCUUCUAAUGUGCAAGGAGGUGUCUGGAAUAUGAGAGAACAAACAAAACAGUGGACUCAAGUUAGCUUGUGAAGAGCUACUAAAUUUUAUGGAAGGGCAAGAUUUGGGAAGAAAUAGAAAUGAUUUAAAAAAUGAGGUUAAAGUAUUGAGAGCCUUUUAGGAAACACAUUGGAGUGUUCAUUUGCUUUAUAAAAUACAAAUGUUUCUUCAAGAAGUUUUCCUGUGUUAUAUCAAAAGAUAGCUUCAUCUAGUUUAUAUGAAAAAGUUUUGUAGGGUACAAGUGCUUGUAUGUUUUCAUAGUUAAGCAAAACUGUUGGCUCAAAAGAAAAAUAAUCCUAUUAGAUUUCCGUAAAGUGUAAUGGACUGCCUUGCGAAGUGGUGAAUUCUUUGAGUUCUUCAAGGAGAUGCUUGAAUGGCCACUUGUCAAAACUAUUAUAAGGGGAUUCCUUAUUAGGCACAGCCUCUGAAGUCCUUUCCAAUUCUUUAGAUUCUGUGAUUCUGAAACUUGUAGUUUUCCUAACACAGAAAAAUCUGAAAAAACUGUUGAAAAUCUUUUAAUUUCAUUGUUUCCUGUAUAAAAGCUUUCUUCCUUGAAGCAAUCUCCCAAGACUUACUUGAAUAUAAAUAUGUUCACUUCAAGAACUUAUAUUAAUGAAAAUCACAGCAAAAAAUUUUAACAUAGUUUUUUCUUUCUUUUAGUACUCGAAGGGCCUACUUAACUACAGUUUAUAAGGAGUAUUCAGCACGAAUUCAAUACAACCCUUUUUUUCUUGAAAUGGGACCAGAAAGUUGGAUGAUCUUCCUAUAUUCGGGAUUAAGGUGUAGAGCAAUCCCGUGGUGCCCUGUAAAGUAGUUAAUGGUUAAAUUCAUCUUCAUCAGAGACACUACAAUUUACAAAUGGCAGAGUAUUAACCCUACAAAACUUAACCUCUCCUUUUUCCAGGAUAACUUUUGGAUUAUAUCUUACAGAAAGUGAGGUUAUGUUGCUCAAACUUUGUCAUCCUUUUGGAAUUUGUUUUCUACCUGUAUGCAUUUAUAAAUUACAAUGUUUGGAAUAUUUGAAGGAUUGUUUUAAGUCCUGUGUUAAUGUUUUCUGUGGUUACUGUUCUAAUUUUGAAACAUUUGUACAUAGCAAUAGAAGUGUUUACAUUGUAAAGUUUGUUAAAUAAAACACUUGCAAUAGUUUUGCCA
This is a messenger RNA of Antechinus flavipes (yellow-footed antechinus), 6689 nucleotides long. It is a transcript of the gene ZNF518B, whose product is annotated as zinc finger protein 518B. NCBI's taxonomy places the organism in Eukaryota, Metazoa, Chordata, Mammalia, Dasyuromorphia, Dasyuridae. Gene Ontology annotation, cellular component: nucleus. The transcript is spliced from 2 exons. Gene Ontology annotation, molecular function: RNA polymerase II transcription regulatory region sequence-specific DNA binding; DNA-binding transcription factor activity, RNA polymerase II-specific. Gene Ontology annotation, biological process: regulation of transcription by RNA polymerase II. The record is from RefSeq and is a predicted model, not a curated record. Bases 324 to 3641 code for a protein of 1105 amino acids.